UUGGAUGCGACCCGCCAACCCAAUCCCAAAGAAGAAGAAGACCUGUCGUGUGAGAUAUUUACUUGGUUCACUACAGUCAAGAUGAGUACGUUUAACAGCGUUUUGCUGAAGAUUUCAGGUGAACUUGUUGGUGAUCAAUUGGAGAAAAUGAAGUUCCUGUGUAUUAAAGAAAUAGGAAAAAAUCGUCUCGAGAAGAUGACCAGUGGCUUACAACUUUUCACGGUCCUAAUGGAAAGAAAUAAACUUGGACCUGACAACACAGUAUUUCUAGUUUCGCUUUUGACAGACAUUGGUCGCCUAGAUCUUGCGGACAAACUUACCAACUGUGAAAGUCAAUAUGCUGGAUCACCGAAUUCUCUUCCUAACGACGAGGAGCAAGCAAAACUUGACGUUGCAACAGAAGUGAUCACUAACCGCAUUGGAAGGAAGUGGCAAACAUAUGGUCGUAAACUUGGUCUGCCAGAGGCCAAACUGGACCAUAUCGCGCAGAAGCACCCGAAUAACCUGGAAGAGCAAGUGGUGGAGCUUUUGAAGGAAUGGCGGAAAAUGCAGAAAGCUGAGGCCAAAACAGACACUUUGAUACAGGCCCUUCGCUCCUGUGAUCAGAACUACACUGCUGAUCGGAUACAGACAGAACUUGAAAAACUUAAUGCCAAUGGUGGACAGUGAAAGUGUGACAAACAAUCUUCAUCUUUUCUUAGGCCUCUUAUGUUGUUUACUCAAUGCAUUAUUUAUUCAUUGCUUUCACAAUUAGUUUGGUGCAUUUUAUGGAGAGUUUCCCAGUGCACUCUGGGUACAUACAUUCCUACUACAUAUUGUAAGGGAAUUUGGGAGAAACUUGAUUGAACUAUGGAUAUAAAAUUGUAUAGAUAAUGUGCAUUUAAAUGUGAUAUUGAUGUAUCCACUGUUGAGAUUAGUAAAAAAAAAAGUAUGUUUCCCUCAAGCUGGUAAAAAUACUUUUCUAAUUAUUUAAUGUUGAAGUAAACUCAAAAAUGGAUUUGUUUAUGAUUGUUGUCAUGCCAUUCCAAAUUCAACAAAACCCACAAAUGUUUCUGUUUGGGGUUACUGUGAACAUGUUCCAUAGUUGCUGUAAUACUUGUUCAAAGCAUUAUAAUACUUAUGUUGAGUAAAGCGUGUUGUAUGGGCACAUAUUUGGACUGUAUUGAAAUGGAAAUAUAGAUACAGAUGAAGCUUUUGAUUUCAAUUGA
Messenger RNA from Salmo salar (Atlantic salmon), 1208 nucleotides. Its product is annotated as FAS-associated death domain protein. Lineage: Eukaryota; Metazoa; Chordata; Actinopteri; Salmoniformes; Salmonidae. The record is from RefSeq and is a predicted model, not a curated record. Gene Ontology annotation, cellular component: CD95 death-inducing signaling complex. Gene Ontology annotation, molecular function: caspase binding; death receptor binding. Gene Ontology annotation, biological process: regulation of apoptotic process; positive regulation of innate immune response; extrinsic apoptotic signaling pathway.